AUGCAUUUAAUGAAUAUAGUUUGUUCCAAGUCUCUGAAUGAUGAUCGUGAUGGUGAUAAUGACGAUGUCGGUGAUCAUAGAGAAAGUUUAAAAACUGUUGAAGCUGUCAUUAAUAAACUAACCCGUAUGACUCCACAGGAUUUAAUCACUGUUAUUAACAGUCCACAUAUGGAUACACUGUUUCGAUGUUGGCCUACUGAUUAUAUUAUGGAGUUGAUAAGCAUUGUGAAUAAGAUAUCAGAGAAUGGAAUCAGUUCAGCAGGUUCACAUUUAGCUGGAGUAUUAAUCAAUCGAGGCUUGUGUGAUCAUAUUGGAGAGUUAACUAAUAUUAUUGAACCUAUAUCACCAACGUUUUUGGCUGGUAGUUCUCGAUAUCCACUGACGGAAUCUUCUUUCCUGUCAACACUUGAAUUUAUGAAAACUACUGAUCCUGAGCAUAUUCCUGAUUUCUUGGAUAAUUGUUUACGUGUUGCAGCGGAAUCCCCUGUAGCAAGUAACAAACUGACUGGUUUAAUACGUACAAUGGCUUCAUCAAUGGCUUCUAAUAAAGAUUUGUUGAAAUCGAUCGCUCCGUCAACUGUUCAGCUGAUUAGAAGUCAUUUAGCGAAAUCUGAUAAGAUCCCAGAUGAUAUUCUUCAGACACUGAACUCCAUUCUUCACGAAGACAGUAAUACUACUAAUAAUAAAGACAAGUAAUAAAUAUGGAAUACAUGGUAGUAAUAAUAAUAAUGUCUCAAAGUUAACAAGGUGAACAGCAACACUUUGCAGCAGUCAUCGUUAAUCGUCGUAGUUUAUUAAGUCUCCCCACCCCCCUCCAUCGUCUUUGUAAAACCUCUCUACACACUACCGGCGUGGACGGAGGGAGGAUUUUUUCUUUUUUUGUUUUUUUGCUCACAGGAAACUUGAACUAAUGACACACACAUCUUUGCAAUGCUUAUUUCUGUACGUAUUCAUCAUUCUUCAACAAAACG
Trichobilharzia szidati is the source of this 971-nucleotide messenger RNA. Lineage: Eukaryota; Metazoa; Platyhelminthes; Trematoda; Strigeidida; Schistosomatidae. The record is from the annotation of a GenBank genome assembly.